UUUAACGAUAUCUCCUAGCUGGAACUACUCAGAAAACCUUCCGCUAACGGAAUUUCAAGCUAUGAGAUCUAUGAGAAACCUAGCGUUGACAGCAGUUGUAUUUAUAUUAAUAUUUAUAGAAUUCACGACCUCUUCAAUGAGGAUUUGGGCAGAUUCGGACUACUUUAUGAUGAGUAAUGAUCAACUUUAUCAACAGACAACAGACGAUCUUGGGAAGUGGCAUACUUCAAGGGCCGACAAAAAUCGUCUUCGACUUCUAUCUAACGACAAAAUCUUUGAUUUGCCGGACAAAUAUAAAACUUGUGUUUUGAAAUCAAGUAGUUCUUCAAAGCAACGUGAUCAACAUGACAAGAAUUGGUUCAAAGACGUUCACCAGGAAGCAGGCAUACAUCACAUUCAUCGUCGUAGUAUGGCUGUUCGACCACAYUGCUUGUUUGACUUUAUAAUUCCUCACCAUAAUUCAAACAAAACAACUCGGCUACGUGGAGAAUUCUGCGUUCCUGAGCAUUUGACUGGAGGAGCAGCGGUCGGUGAUUACGACAAUGAUGGUUUGCAAGAUAUAUUCUUUACCGUGUUUAGUAAAACAAGCGUUCUUUACAGAAACAAUGGUAACGGUACAUUUACCGAUGUUACGGACGAAGUUGGCCUAGGUCCKCCUCGGUACGCAAGCGGUGCAGGCUGGGUAGAUGUUGAUCAAGACGGAGAUCUGGAUCUUUACGUAACAACYGUCGGUGACACAAGACAUUAUUUAUACAUUAACUAUGGGGGAUAUUUCAAAGAAGAAGCAGAAAAAAGAAAUWGUUCUUUGCAAUUUCAAAACAAACGAAAACUUGCGGGUAUGACGCCCAAUUUCGGGGACUUUGAUCAAGAUGGAUUUCUAGAUAUUUAUGUCACUGAAUGGAUUCUACACUCAUUAGGAAAGCCUUCUGCUUCUCGACUUUUAAGAAAUAAGGGUUACAAAAAUCCAGGAUACUUUGAAGAUGUCACUGACUCCAUGGACGUCAAUAUGGACGUUUACAGAAGUGGAAACAAACUUAACAGUGGAACACAUACAUUUGGCGCAUCUUUUACGGAUUUUGAUGAUGACGGUUGGCCGGAGUUACUGGUGACMGCAGACUACGGAGACAGUAAAAUGUUUUGGAACAACAAUGGCAAAACGUUUACCGAAUGCACUAAGAAAUGCGGAUUGAAGGGAGAACAGGAUGCCAUGGGUCAUGCAAUAGGAGACUGGGACAACAAUGGUCGUCUUGACUGGUUCUCUACUGCUAUCUUUCAUAACCAUACAGACUGUGCGAUCACGGGUUGUGUUUUUGGCCGUGGUGGAAAUAGGUUGUAUYUGAAUCAAGGCAGUAAAAUGUUCUUGGACGCUACUGAUAAGGCUGGAGUCCGUAAUGGAGGUUGGGGUUGGGGUGCUGCUUUCAUUGACUUCAAUAAUGAUGCCUAUCUUGAUUUGGUUUUGACAAACGGGAUAGACUUUCCAUCAACAACGACCGAUGACCAUUUUAUGAARCAACAGAUGAUAUUGUGGCAAAAUAUGGGGCCUGGGUAUAAUGGGACGACGAAAGAGGUUUCAAAUGCCGUUGGUAUGAAUGCUACUGGUCAAGGUAGAGGUUUGCUGAAACUUGAUUAUGAUGAUGAUGGAGACGAGGAUAUUGUUGUUUGCAAUAACCUUGGUCCUCCUCAGUUGUACAGAAACAUGGGAGGCAACAGCAAUMAUUGGAUUAAAGUCCAAGUAGUCCAUGGUAAGAAAAAGGUCGUGAACGUUCUAAAGCAAAACAUCUCUUGGUCUGACCUACCUUUAUGUCCAUAUCUUGAGAUACUUUCUAUAGAGCAACAGGCAGCCUACUCUACAUUCAGUGUAAACAAAGAUGGCCAGACAGUUUCUUUCAAACCGAGYAAAGACAUUUACAACAGGAAAAUGUCUACUGAAAGUUUUGUUUAUCGUGUGGGUCUUGUGAAUGGUGAAAAUAUUAUGCUAAAUGCAACAGCACGAGUGUCGAUUAGCUUYAACAAUACUUCGGGAGGAUCGGUGGAUUAUCAAGAGUGCAAAAAUGGAUCACAUAGAAGUYGGAUAACACCCAGCUUCACUACUGAAAGGCGACUCGAYGGYGUUCACAAUAAUAAGRACCAUGCUAAAUGGGGAGCUGYAAUGGAAGAUCUAUCACGUGAUUUCCAGGCGGCCUAUGAAGACAAAUUCGAUGUUCCCCCAGGAACAUGCACAGUGCAAGAAAGAAUAUCGAACAUCUGUCGGUACCCUGAUGAAAUGAAUGGUUAUGGAUCGAAUCGACCAUCGCCGAGAAAUGUCAGCAACGUUCUUUUUCAUCAGAUAGAACCAAUCAUUAGUUCAAGGAAACUUAGUGACAUGCAUGCGCACUUUGGACAAGUAAGAUGCACUGGAAGAAGCCAUAAUCUACAGCGUCAACAAAUCAAUAAAAUAACGUCAUAUAUUGAUGGUUCUGUUGUGUAUGGUGAAAGUAAAAGCAGGAGUKAUAAAUUGAGAACCAUGAAAGAAGGAAAAAUGAAACUUUCUAGAGAUGGCAUCAUUCCGUACAACGAUAUGGGCAUUGCCAAUGACAAUGUAGUAGGCCGUACUCCAUCAAGACUUCUUGUKGCUGGAGACACCCGUUCAAACGUGCAGCCAGGACUUAUAGCACUYCAUUCUUUAUUUGUCAGAGAGCACAAUAGGUUAUGUGAUGAGUACUUAAAGAAAAAACCUAAGGGGAACGACGAAGAAGUGUUCCAAUAUGCUCGAAAAAUAGUCAUCGCUGAACUUCAAGCUAUUACAUUUCGUGAAUAUCUUCCAGCUCUACUCGGGAAGCCUCUACCAAAAUAUAAAGGAUACAACAAAGAUAUAAAUGUAGACGUAGCUAACACAAUGGCCACAGCUGCUUUUAGGUUUGGYCACAGUCAAGUGGGAAGCCAUAUAUGGAGAUUGAAUGAGAAUGGUACAGUCAGUGAGUACGGUCAUAUUCCAGUCCGCGAUUCRUAUUUUGCACCAGAGCGCGUCACACAGGAAGGCGGAAUUGAACCAAUCUUACGGGGUGCUGUGCACCUUCCUUCUCAAGAAAUAGAUUUAAAGAUGAUAGACGAUUUGCGCAACGUCCUGUUUCCCGUGGCGAGAAUGCAUGGCCUGGAUCUAGCUGCUAUGAAUAUUCAGCGAGGAAGAGAUCACGGGCUCCCUGACUACAAUACUGUACGCAAAACUAUAGGYCUUCCAGGACUACGCGAUUUCUCCGACCUUGUUAAGGACAAGCGCGUUUCCCGGGAUCUCCAAGCUCUAUAUGGCAAUGUGAACAACAUCGAUCUGUGGGUUGGAGGCCUAGCCGAGCAACAUGAAGAUGGAAGUGAACUUGGACCAACAUUCAAAACGAUCGUAAAGACAAACUUCUUGAGAAUUCGAGAUGGUGACAGAUUUUGGUAUGAAAGUUUCCUGUCUUCAGAGGAAAUCGAACUAGUUAACAGCCUCACGUUGGGGAAAAUCAUCAAACUGAACACCAAGUACAAGACAGCACCAGAYAAUGUUUUCUUUUCAAAGCUUCAUUGUGCAAAGGUGGUCAACUAYCAAUGCAAACCUCAUGCCAAGCAAACACAGAAGAACUCAGCCUACGAAACAAACAGAUCGACUGGAAAUGAAUUUAAAGCCGUUAUAUAUGGUUGUGCUGUGGUUUCUGUGUUAAGCUUAAUCAUUGCUGUGACAUUUAUUGUUUUAUGGAAAAGAGAGCAUACGAAACGAUACAAGAACAAGGACAAAGAAAUACAAAUGGAUUGUAUUAUCCAUGAAAAUAGCAAUACAGGACCAAAACAUAGUUGACAAACCACAUGCGAUUCGAAGAUCAUUCCUAAAAGUGUCUAUUGCAUGAUGGUGCUUUAAAGUCUAAACCUAAUACCUUUCUUACGCUUGCAUUGCUUUCUUUAGUGUCUAGGUGAUUAUCAUACUUUAAUCCUAUAUUUAAUAGACCUAUUUCAAAAAAAAAAAAAAAACGUUGUCGGGGAGAACGGCGAACGGGGAAUGUGGCAGGGAGAAUGCACGACCGAAAUGGACUAUGGUUACAC
This is a messenger RNA of Exaiptasia diaphana, 4053 nucleotides long. RefSeq lists its product as uncharacterized. The transcript is spliced from 24 exons. The record is from RefSeq and is a predicted model, not a curated record. Gene Ontology annotation, biological process: response to oxidative stress. Bases 62 to 3811 code for a protein of 1249 amino acids. Lineage: Eukaryota; Metazoa; Cnidaria; Anthozoa; Actiniaria; Aiptasiidae. Gene Ontology annotation, molecular function: heme binding; peroxidase activity.